AUGGCUAUUGGUUUGUUUGGUGUAAUAUGUAUGGCUGCAGCUUUGCUAGUCGCAACAUUUGCCAUUGGCAUGAUUCCUAUAUACUCAAUCCAUAAGGGCUCUGACUCUCGCAAUCACGAGAAAUACAUUGCUGUGCUCUCCCAAUUUGGUGUAGGAAUGCUUUUGGGGACGUCCUUUAUGCUCGUGAUUCCCGAAGGUAUUAGAGAAUGUGUGGAAAAUGGUGGAAAUGUGGGCCUGAAUCUAUUAAUAGGGUUCCUUGUAGUGUAUCUUUUGGACAGACUUGUACAAUUUUUAAUGAAACGUCAUGAUUCUUUCAGCAGUAAUAGAACCGCUAAUGAAAGUUUUGAAAAUUUCAAAGAUCUAAUCAGCCACCCAAAGAGGGCUUUGCUUUGCAUACUUAGAAAUAAUGUGGUCUUCGCUCUAUUCAUUCAUGGCGUAUCUGACGGUGUCGCUUUGGGUACCACAGUUAACAAUGACUCGCUUAUGGUGGUGGUACUUAUCGCCAUUAUCAUUCAUAAGAUUCCAGCGGUCCUGUCACUUACGAGUCUGAUGGUAUCGAAACAAGGGCUCCCCAAAUGGGAAGCUAUUUCAAAUUUAUUUGCGUUUGCAUCAUCAACUCCUAUCGGGUACAUUGUUCUGUCAUUAUUUAACUUAAAACAUUCUGAAACCAUGAGUUGGGUUAGCGGGAACCUGCUUCUUAUGAGUGGUGGAAGUUUGCUUUAUGCAUCAUUUACGGCAUUUUUAGAUAACUCUCAUGAUCAUACUCAUGGUAUCGACACAACAGAAAGAACGGCCCAGGACAUCGAAUUCGGUACCAGAGGUUACAAUUUGGUUCCAACUGCCGAACUAGAAAAUGGAGAAGCUUCUAAAAAGGAUGUAUUAUUUGAGAACGAAGACAUGCAAAAUAGUGUCAAUCCUGGCACCUUACAAACGUUAACUGGAUUACAAUCAAGUGAAGCCACUACAAAUGAAAGUAUUACGUCGAUUCUUUCACUAGACGAUUCUGUGUACAUUUUAAUGGGUGUAGUUGUACCCUUGGUGAUCUCCUUUUGUAUAAAAGGUGAAUGA
This is a messenger RNA of Kazachstania africana CBS 2517, 1068 nucleotides long. RefSeq names its product Mn(2+) transporter ATX2 (gene ATX2). The transcript has a single exon. Gene Ontology annotation, molecular function: metal ion transmembrane transporter activity. The record is from RefSeq and is a predicted model, not a curated record. Gene Ontology annotation, cellular component: membrane. Lineage: Eukaryota; Fungi; Ascomycota; Saccharomycetes; Saccharomycetales; Saccharomycetaceae. Gene Ontology annotation, biological process: transmembrane transport; zinc ion transport. The coding region runs from base 1 to 1068 and encodes 355 amino acids.